Parasteatoda tepidariorum (common house spider) is the source of this 2375-nucleotide messenger RNA. NCBI's taxonomy places the organism in Eukaryota, Metazoa, Arthropoda, Arachnida, Araneae, Theridiidae. The record is from RefSeq and is a predicted model, not a curated record.
UAAACGAUGAUAAAAUCAGCCAAUAAGAUUUAUCUAUUUAAUUAUUAGUCUCGGCUGUCUGCUGGUGAGUGUUCAAAAAAUAAUAAUGGCAACAGUUAGAAACAUUUUUAGCGGACGCGGAUAAUUUUGAACAUUUUCUGAUAUCUGGAAUUUCAAUGAAUUUUCAAAGAAACCAGUCUUUAUUAAUGAAGAAAAUUCCGUUGCACUAUCAGAGGAAAUUGAAUUAUAGUAGCAAUGGAUCAUUUAAUACUACAUUUCUGACAGAAAAAAUAAUCUUGGAUUCUAAAAAUCUGAAAAAUGCUGUUUGCCAACAAAAUUAUCUGGUUGUGUUUACAAGAAUAAAAUCAGAACAUUGUUGAAAAACAACAAGUUCUUAGCUCUAUCUUUGCAAAAUGAUAGAUCUAAAAAAGAAGAAUUAUUGGAAGAGAACAAAGCCAAUGCUAACAUAAUAAUGUUUUCAAGAUUAAAGCUAGCAAGUUUAUCUGAUAAUUUAAAGCAAGUAGUUACAGUUUUAGAUGAAACUCUAGGUUUGUUAGAAAUGCAUUCAUCUGUCAGCUCCACCAAAUUCACACCUAAGCAUACUGUGACCCGAGAGGAAUUUAAAGAACAAGUACAAAAUGUUUGGAUGGAUUCUAUACCUGAAGAACCUGAGUCACCUCAAAGACUGUCAAACAUGACUGAUCUUAACAAAAGUAAGAAGAAGAAACAUAGUCGAACCUGUCAAAAGCAGAAUGAUGUUUCUUCAGGAUUUCAAGUAGAAAUGCGAAACAAGAAACAAGAGUCCUCUAAAAAACCAACUAACUCUAAAAAAACAUUGCAGCCCACCACUAAAUUUGAAAAGAUUGCCAUCCAAAUAAGUGAUGAAAUUGAUAUGGAUCCUAUACAUUAUGUAGGAAAUGAUGAAUAUUGCUUUACCAAAAGUAGUCCUGCAAGAAAAUGUCCACCACAAAAUAGGAAAAUUGCAAAUAGAAACAAGAAUAUUACCUCUAAAGUUAAUAAAAUAAAAGCUGAAACUAAGCCUGCAACUGACAAAAAGUGUAGAAAAGUUACUAAAAAAUCUGUUUCAAAGGAAGUUACUUUCCUUAGUGAAGGGAAGAACAUUUCUGUGUGUACUAGCUCUUCAAAGAAUAACCCAUCCCAAAGUGACUUGCAUAAUGACUUUCAAAUAUUUGCUGAUAACCAAUUGCCUGAGAAUAACAAUAAAAAGAAAACUUUUGAUGAAAUAGAUGUUCUUAGAAAUAAUUCUAACAAAAAUUCUAACUUCAGAUCAGGUAGUGAAAAAGAAAAUGUUAGUCCUUAUAAAAUGCAAAAGUUGCCAACCAGAAAAUUUAAGUCAUUGAAUACAAUAAAGUUAGAACCCACAGUUACUGCAAGAUCACAUUCUCGCAACUCAGCAAUGCAAAGUUUAUCAUCUAAAAUAAAUAUUGAAAAUUCCAUAGGACAAAAAAAAGUUGAUUUAAUACGGGAAGGCAGAAGUUCUGAGAGCUGUGACACUUCCAGAAGCUAUCUCAUAGACUUAAGCUUACAUCAACAAGAAAUGGUUAGAAAUUUAGCAGAAAAUACAUUUAUUGUUACAGCAGAUGUUCAUAGAAAUCCUGAGCCCCUUCCAACUGAGAUAUCAAAACAGGAGUGUAGGCUAUUGAAAGAGCCUAUUGUCUUGGUAAAAGAUAUUUUUAAACAUGGUAAAUCAUUUUGUAAGAGCAUUUCAAUUCCAGCUUGUGAUGAGUUGAAUGAAAUCCCAUUAGAACUACAACUUCUUAAACAUUGCUCUUCUCUGAAGAUGAUACCAGAAGAAUCAAAUCAUUCACAAGAUCAAGUUAAAGAAGAAGUUCCCAAAAUAAAGUCAGAAAAUUAUGAGCCUUCUUUGACCAUUGAAGAAAACACCAAGCAAACUUCACAUGAAGAAAAAAGAUUCGUGCGAAAACGUUCUUCUAGCGUCAAUUAUACAGAACCUUUGACCAUUGAAGAAAACAUUAAGCAAACUUCACAUGAAGAAAAAAGAUACAUGCGAAAACGUUCUUCUAGCGUCAAUUAUAGAGAACCUCCUGCAAAUAUAAAAUUAAGAAGAUAAGAAUAAUUUCACAUUAAGGUUGCUGGCGAAGAUGAGAAAUGUUUGCUGGUGAACAACUAAAUUGAGACAUUCUUGUCAAGUUCCAGCUCCCUGGUUUUUUUUUGUAAUUUUUUCCAUUUUACUGUGUUUAUAAUUCUGAUCAUUUUGCAAAACAUAUUUUUUUCUGGACAUUCGUGCUAUUUAUUUUGUGUAUUUUAAUAUUCUGAAACGAUUUUAAUUAUUGCUGAACAAUAAGUAUUUUGUAAACAUGUUUUUAUUGUCAGUUUUGAUAAAUUGUAUUAGUAAAUUUAUUUUUAUUUGCAUU